GUCCCGACCCCGGGCCCCGGCCCCGCGCGCCCCGGCCCGGCCCGGCCCCGCGAGGUCUCAGCGCGGAAGAUGGCCGGCGGCGUGGACGGCCCCAUUGGGAUCCCGUUCCCCGACCACAGCAGUGACAUCCUGAGUGGGCUCAAUGAGCAGCGGACGCAAGGCCUGCUGUGCGACGUGGUGAUCCUGGUGGAGGGCCGUGAGUUCCCCACCCACCGAUCCGUGCUGGCGGCCUGCAGCCAGUACUUCAAGAAGCUCUUCACGUCGGGCGCCGUGGUGGAUCAGCAAAACGUGUAUGAGAUCGACUUCGUCAGUGCCGAGGCGCUCACGGCCCUCAUGGACUUCGCCUACACCGCCACACUCACCGUCAGCACGGCCAAUGUGAGCGACAUCCUCAGCGCUGCCCGCCUGCUGGAGAUCCCCGCCGUGAGCCACGUCUGUGCCGACCUCCUUGACAGGCAGAUCCUGGCAGCCGACGCGGGCGCCGAUGCCGGGCAGCUGGACCUUGUAGAUCAAAUUGAUCAGCGUAACCUCCUUCGUGCCAAGGAGUACCUCGAGUUCUUCCAGAGCAACCCUAUGAACAGCCUGCCCCCCACAGCCGCUGCCGCUGCCGCCACCUUCCCAUGGUCGGCCUUCGGCACCUCAGAGGAUGACCUGGACGCCACCAAGGAGGCCGUUGCUGCCGCCGUGGCUGCCGUGGCUGCCGGUGACUGCAACGGCUUGGACUUCUAUGGGCCGGGCCCCCCAGCUGAGAGACCCCCGGCUGGGGACGGGGACGAGGGUGACAGCAACCCAGGUCUGUGGCCAGACCGGGAUGAGGACACCCCUGCCGGGGGCCUCUUCCCACCGCCCGUGGCCCCGCCGAGCGCUACCACACAGAACGGCCACUUCGGCCGGGCCGGGGAGGAGGAGGCCGCCUCACUGUCGGAGGCGGCCCCGGAGCCCGGAGACUCUCCAGGCUUCCUGUCAGGCGCAGCCGAGGACGGGGAUGGGGACGGGCCCGACGCGGACGGGCUGGCGGCGAGCACGCUGCUGCAGCAGAUGAUGUCCACGGUGGGCCGGGCGGGGGCGGCGGCAGGAGACAGCGACGAGGAGUCACGGGUGGAUGACAAGGGCGUCGUGGACUACUACCUGAAGUACUUCAGCAGCGCCCACGACGGCGACGUCUACCCUGCCUGGUCACAGAAGGUGGAGAAGAAGAUCCGGGCCAAGGCCUUCCAGAAGUGCCCAAUCUGCGAGAAGGUCAUCCAGGGCGCCGGCAAGCUGCCGCGGCACAUCCGGACCCACACAGGCGAGAAGCCCUACGAGUGCAACAUCUGCAAAGUCCGAUUCACCAGGCAGGACAAGCUCAAGGUGCACAUGAGGAAGCACACGGGCGAGAAGCCAUACCUGUGCCAGCAGUGCGGGGCGGCCUUUGCCCACAACUAUGACCUGAAGAACCACAUGCGAGUGCAUACCGGCCUGCGCCCCUACCAGUGCGACAGCUGCUGCAAGACCUUCGUCCGCUCCGACCACCUGCACAGACACCUCAAGAAGGACGGCUGCAACGGCGUUCCCUCACGCCGAGGCCGAAAGCCCCGAGUCCGGGGCGGGGGGCUCGGGGGACCCGACCCCGUCACAGGAGCCCCCGCACCACCUGGUGCUCCUGCCCCACCUGGCUCCCCCGACGCCCGGCGCAACGGCCAGGAGAAGCACUUUAAGGACGAGGAGGAGGACGAGGAAGAGGCCAGCCCUGAUGGCUUGGGCAGGUUGAAUGUAGCGGGCGCUGGAGGGGGAGGUGACAGUGGCACUGGGACCACGGCCGAUGGCACCUUCGCGGCCGGACUCGCCUGAAAACCAAAAAGAGAAAACAGAAAUCCGAGAGAGAGAGAGAGAGAGAGAGAGAGAGAGAGAGAAAAUCACCCACCACCCCCCAAAAAAAAACACAAAAAAAGAAAAUCUAUAUACAGAUAUCUAUAUCUAUAUAUAUAUAUAUACAGAUAUAUAUAUAUGAAGCGUCACAGAACCUAGGCUAGUGCUUUCUCAGAUUUCUCUCCAUCGUGUUCUCUCCCUCCACCGGGACCUUCACCUCUCCCUGGCCCCUUCCCCCCACCCCAUCCAUGGGUUUUGGGGCUUGGUUAGGGGUUUUUGUGGGACACAAGGAUUCUGAGCACCGCGCCCCUCUCCUCAGGAUGCCCCUGGCAAGGGGUCUGGGUCCCAUCCCAGGACCGGGGCGGAGGCGAGGAGGGCCAGGAGGGGCCCGGGAUUGGGGUGGGUUUUUCUUCUCUUCCCUCGCUGGUUUAUACGAGUCUUUCAGACAAGACCUUAAAUGCUUUCUGUCCGCCGUGAGCGGACGUUAAAAUGACCCCCGUCCUUAUUCCCUACCCUCCUUCCUCAGGGCACUUACUAAGGGGGGGUCUCCCCCCUCGAUCUCCCCGUCAGCCUCCCCCCAUUCCUGCCUGUGGUCCCCAUAUCUCCUGGCCGCUGCAACACAAAUCUAUUUAUUUCCAGGCGUGGAGUAAAGGGGAGAAGGCUCGGGGGGUGAGGGGGGCGCCAGGGCAGCUCUCAGGGGCUCCCGCUGCCUUCAUUCAUGCACUUACAACUCAGCGGGACACCCAAGGGCUACUGCUCAGGGCGCCCCCUGCCACCCAUGUCUGUGUUCCCCGACCCAGGCCGCCCAGACCCCCACGAGACAUUUGGAGAUUCAGAACUUCUUGUCAUCACCCCUCCUGUCCCUCUGAACCUCUCCCAAUUUUUUAAAGCACUUUUUAGAUUUGUUUCCCUCUUUUCCUCCUUAAAAACAAAAUUUAUAUAUAGAUAUAUAGAUAUAUAUAUAUAUAUAAUAUACUUUUCCUCAGAGGAGCAGGCACCAGUGUGGGGUGAACUACCCAGAGCAGAGGAAACCCAGGGUCUCACGGUGGCAGGGAGGAGGGGAGAGAGAGUCCAGAAGUUCCAAUGUCACAAAAGCAAUAAAAACUAGAUUUUACAAAACGAAAGGAAAAAAAAAAGGCAACCAACCACAAUAGAAGUCUUGGCACUUUGUAACAGAACGGGUACUACACUUUAUCUUAAUUCUUAAUUUAAAAACAUGUUUACAAGUUGCAACCAACUUCUAUGAAAAGUCGAAAAGACAAAAAAAAAUAGAGCGAGAGAGAGAGCGAGAGAGAGAGAGAGAGAGAGAGCAAAGAGAAAUUCCUAAAAGUUGAUUUAUUUUUGUACAAAAUAAUAAAAAAAAAAACCCACCACAGACGUAGAAUCCACUUCUGUUCCCCGAGGUGAGAGGGGGGCCAGGAAGGCACGGGCGAGGGACCGGAAGGGUCACGACACCUGCUUCCCCGCGGGAGCGCAUGCCGGCAGGACUGGGGCUUUUUUUGUUUCUGCCCGUGUCCUCCCUCCCUCCCUUUCUUUCUCUUUCGGUUCUUUGGAGAUGUCUCCUCCCCCCACUAGCCAUACGAUGGCCGCCCAUGCCCAUGGGUCCCUCCUUACUGACUCCCUAGCUCAGGGAUGGGCCUGAGAGAGGGCUGGCCUUCCAACCAGCCAGAGCAACUUAGUCCCCAUCUGCCCCCGCUCGCCCUCAGUGUCCCCCCACCCCUUGACCCUUGCCCACUUCGGGGCUUCCAGCCCUCAGGGCCUGUCCUCCAACAUGGCCGCCCUUCCUUGUGGCCACCAAGGAGCCGCCAUAUUGGACAUGCCAUCCCUGUUGAGGUGGGUGAUGGGGCCCCACCUACAGGGCCUUACGUCCCCCAGACACCCCUCUUUUUACUCAAAGGCACUGACUGUAAUCUGGGGGCUGGCACCUGCCUCCCCCCAGCCUCUGGCUCCCUAAAGGCUCGAUGUUGACCGAGCCACAGGCCACGGACAGGGGCCAGGGUUGGGGAGACCAUGUUGCCAGAGGCCAGGGCACCCUCCCCCCGACUCCCUCUUGCAUAUGCAAUGCCUAGUAUGGGACCCUGUAAAUAGAUGCUCUGCUGAGCUGAGACCCUUCCUCGUCAAAGCCCAAGGUGCAGGGUUCCCUGCUCUCCCCCGCCCGCCACUGGCCCAUCUUCCCCAGGCCUCUGUGCCCUGUGACGAACCCCAUUUCUCGUCGUCUUUUUUUUUUUUUUUAAAGGGAAGCUUUUCAAGAAGGCAACUUUUAUUAUUUCUGCAGGCUAGUUUACCCUUCCCGCCCCACCCUGAGCCCAUCAGCCCCCCAAAUGUCUCAGGACCCCCCCCUCCUGAGGGGGGUGGCAGGGGAGCCCAGGGCCAGGUGGCCUCGUUCACACUCUAGUGUCAAGGGGCGAGCUCUUUUGAAACCCAUCUGUGGAAGCCGAGCAGAGUGCCCAGGCCAGGGACCCCCCCCACCCCCAGCUCCCAGAGAGGUUCCUUGAGAGGAAAACCCUCUCCCCCCUCCACACACCCCCUUGCAAUAAAACCAACUGAAAAAUCACAACUGUCGUCCUGGCCAGUGGGGACAACCAGACUUGGGGGAUCGAGGCCUCUGGACUAUGGCGGAUACACCGGCCGAACCCCUCCAAGCACACUUUAACACAAACCUCUUUGGGAAUUGCACUAAAUCCUUGCCCCUAGCUCCGAGCUCAGCUUCUGCCAGCCCUGCCCGCCCACUCCGCCUUAACCCCUCUCUUGCUGCCUGCCAGCCCAGCCCGGGUGCCGCAGCGUCUGCAUGGGCCCAGAGCCAGGACCCCUGCCCGCCCAGCCCCCCACCUCCACGCAAUCACAUACUGUAUAUAGACAUGGAUCAAUUUUAUUUUUAUUCUUUAAAUUAAGGUCGUGAUAAAGUGUUGCCAAAGAUACUGCUGAAUUCUCGCGUUUCAGGAAACAAACAAACAAAAAAAAUAUUUGAGGGGGAACGUGCUGACUGGUCAGAAAGGACACAGCAAAAAGUUUUUUUGUUUGGUUGUUUGGGGUUUUUUUUGUGUGUUUUCUUUUUUUGGGGUGUUUUUUUUAACUGCCUGGUACAAAAAAAAAAGAAAAAAGAAAAACAAAGCGAAAUUGUUAUUUACAUCAUCUUGGUGAAGUUGCGUGGGUGUGUGUGUGUGUGUGUGUGUCGGUGUGAGUGUGUGUGAGUGCGGUC
Molecule: messenger RNA, 5047 nt
Organism: Talpa occidentalis (Iberian mole)
Lineage: Eukaryota; Metazoa; Chordata; Mammalia; Eulipotyphla; Talpidae
Gene: ZBTB7A
Product: zinc finger and BTB domain containing 7A
Exons: 3
Coding region: 70-1830 (586 amino acids)
Biological process (GO): regulation of transcription by RNA polymerase II
Molecular function (GO): RNA polymerase II cis-regulatory region sequence-specific DNA binding; protein binding; DNA-binding transcription factor activity, RNA polymerase II-specific
Source: RefSeq, a predicted model, not a curated record